AUGGCGAGCCCCCAACAUGGCGAGGACGGCCGCGUCGACCCAAACUUAGUGGACUUUGACGACUAUGGCGAGGCGGACCCGCAAGGCGCUGUGGACGCAGGAGGCGGAGGAGGCAACGACAACGAUCCCGGUAACGGUAACGAUAACGACGACGACGCGUACUACGAUGCGCGGCUCUUCGAAGACGAGGAGCCCGACGAUCGCGGCGGCAGGCGCCUCGUGAAAAAAGGCGGCGCCGGGGGGAGGGAGGACGAGGAGGAGCGAUGGGAAGAGGACGAGGGCGGAGAAGGAGUGGCGGGAGCGGACCCGUGGGACCGGAGGGAUAGGGGGAAAGGGGGGAAACGGAAGAAGGGCAAGGAGGGGCGGAAAUCGGGGGGGAGGCUGACAAAGCCGAUUCCCACCAACCCCCCUUUUUUCCGUUCCCCCCUCUCUCUCCCCCCUCUCCCUCCCCGUUCCUCUCCCCCUGCUUUUCCCCCGCGCGCGUGGCAUCAGGAGGACGUGGAGGGCGCGCGCACGGGCGAGGACGACGCGUUCAUCGAUGACGCGGGCGUGCACCCGGACGACAGGCACGCCAUGGGGUACGACGAGUACGACGACCAGCGCCUCUCGCACGCGCCGCAGGCGGAGGAGGAGGACGAGGUGGGGCGGCUGUUCAAGGGCGGGAAGAAGCGGCGCAACGAGAUGAGUGACGGCGAGAAGGCGCUGUUUGUGGAGGAGUUCCACGCCAAGAUGCUCAAGGCCGCGGAGGACGACGCCACCGCCAACCGCCAGCACCGCCCCGCUAUCAACAAGCUGCGCAUGCUGCCGGAGAUGCUCAACACUCUCAGGAAGAAGCACCUACAGCGCGAGUUCCUAGACCGUGGGGUUUUCUCGUAUCUCAAGAACUGGCUCGAGCCCUUGCCGGACCUGUCUCUGCCGAACAUCAAGAUCCGCACCAGCAUUCUGGAGCUCGUGAAAGAGCUACCAAUCGACGUGGGAGGUAGUCCGGAAAGGAGGAGACAGCUUAAGGAGAGUGGGCUGGGCCGGGUGGUGAUGUUUCUGUCCAAGCUCCCAGAAGAGACGGUGCAGAACAGAAAGCUGGCGAGGGACCUGGUCGACAUGUGGUCACGGCCCAUAUUUGAGAAGAGCACACAUUACCGUGACUUGAGAGACGACUAUGACCGCCCUACACGCCCUCCACCUUCACAGAGGGAAGAUGCGUCAGCACAUGAGUCAUCGCACUCGCGGCCUGACGACCUAGAUCUAGACAACGCCGGGGAGGCGAAGGGAGAGGCGGAGGAGGGGGCGGGGAAGAAGCGGGUGAUGACGCGCGUGCCACAGCCCAUGGCCAUGGACUUCAGAGUGCGCCCCGAGUCCAAGGUCACCGAGGAGAUGCUGGCUCGGCGUGGGCAGAAGGACGCCAGACACCAGAGCGUGAGUGUUCUUGAGGGGGGUGGGGAGGAAGGGGGAGUGGGAAUGGAUGGAGUGCGCGCGUGCGCGUGA
Molecule: messenger RNA, 1482 nt
Organism: Closterium sp. Naga37s-1
Lineage: Eukaryota; Viridiplantae; Streptophyta; Zygnematophyceae; Desmidiales; Closteriaceae
Source: the annotation of a GenBank genome assembly